AUGGUUUACGAAAAACAAAAUAUGGACUUUACAGUAAAAAAUCUAAUGGGAAUUCUAAGAAAACAAACAAUUGCUCCAACAAAUACCAUACUUUCGACAGAAAUUAAGAUGGACUGGCUAUUUACUAAAGCUGCCAAUAACAAGAAAAAAGAUAUAUUAUGGUGCAUAUACCACAAGGCCUUCCCAUUAGGAUACCGGCUUCGACAUAUAUCUACAACAGAAUCAGGAGAUUGUCUUUGGUGCCCAGAUGAACUCCAAACAAUAGAACACUUCACACUUGAGUGCAGUACAAGUAAAAGAAUAUGGAAUGAAGCUUAUAUUAUAAGCUUCUAA
Ambispora leptoticha is the source of this 333-nucleotide messenger RNA. The record is from the annotation of a GenBank genome assembly. Lineage: Eukaryota; Fungi; Glomeromycota; Glomeromycetes; Archaeosporales; Ambisporaceae.